UAACGUUUCAGUUAGAGGUAGAAGAGGAGAGAAGCAGUCAGGGAAAACAAAGUUCUCCAGUAUGAGAAGGUAUAGAAGAGACUGGUCUUCUGGAGAGCCGGAUAGGUAUUGUGGAAGGAGAGACUACCAUCAUGAGCAGCCUGAAAGCAGCUACUCAAGCCGAAGAUACCACGCCCGCGACGAGGUGGUGACUCUGCCACUGCCGGGAAAGGCUGCUUCGGGAUCCCCCAUGUCCAUGGCCGUGGACUUCAAAACAUAUGUAGAUCAGGCCUGCCGAGCUGCUGAGGAGUUUGUCAACAUUUACUAUGAGACCAUGGAUAAGAGACGCCAGGCAAUUACCAGGCUCUAUCUGGACAAGGCCACCCUGAUCUGGAACGGAAAUGUUGUUACCGGCAUGGACUCCCUGACAAGUUUUUUUGACAUGUUGCCAUCAAGUCAGUUUCAAGUCAACAUGUUAGAUUGCCAGCCAGUUCAUGAGCAAGCUACCCAGUCGCAGACAACAGUUCUCGUUGUGACCAGCGGAAUUGUGAAGUUUGAUGGAAACAAGCAACAUUUCUUCAACCAAAAUUUCCUGCUGACUGCUCAGGUCACACCCAACAGUACAGUGUGGAAGAUAGCCAGUGAUUGCUUCCGUUUUCAAGACUGGGCUACUUGCUAAAGGGAGCAGGGAGUCCAUUCAUCUUUGUUCCAUUAGCUCCAGCAGCAAAUCCAUCUCUUCAUAAAAGCACUACAGACUAGCAUGUGCUUUCUUGCUUUGUUUUAUUCUUAACACCUUUUUCUAGCAGAUACAAGUUUAAAUCAUUGCCCUUAAGAGCUUUAAUGCUAUUUUUACAUGCCUUAGAUACGUUCAGUAAUGCCAUUCUUUACUAUUAAGCACGUGAUCUUGGUACUAACAUAUUCACUGUGAACCCAGCCUUUUGCAAAAAUGGAAUUCUUUAUUAUAAUACUGUCUAGAAUAUCAGCACAAUGUAACUCUGGGAAGAAACGCAGCUCAUUUUGGUUAUUAGAUACAUUUUUGUAACAAAAUACUUGCCUAUUUUCAGUUAACACUAGUAAUACAAUUUUAAUAUAUAGCUUUUCCAAAUCAGGACAGCGAAAACAAUACAAAUUUAGGUUUGUACAACUAGUCUAAUGUAUUAGAAUUGCAAGGUAAAGUUGUUUUUUUUUUUUUUACACUGGCACAUUUUGUUAUGAAGUGAAUUAACCAAAUAGAGUGAUGCAGAAUGUUCUUAGUUGAUGCCUGAGCAUCAGGUACAUUUGGUGGCUUAGCAGCAAAACUUAAAAAAGAUUUUCUUGGCAGCUGUAGGUUUAUACAUUUACACAAUGAAUGGUAGUAGAAUUAAUAGCUUUAGUAGGAGAAUGGGGAAUGAGAAAUGCAAAAUCUAAGUUUGAAGCCAAAAGUGGAGGGUGAAUUUCAAAAUGAUAACUUUUUGGUACUUGUUUUCUACCUCCUAAAAAUGUACCCUGCUUUUAGUUUAAAUUUCUCAUUAAGUAUUUUUGCCUACUGAUCAUGAAUGUCACUUAGUUCAAGAAGGAUUCUUUUUUUAAAAAAAACAAUCUACAUCACCUUACGUAUGUAUGUGUGUUUUUAGGUAUCAGCUUAUUGAAAAAUAAAUAUGGGAAGUAAAAUACCAGCAAUAAAUCUCACCUGGUAACAUAAUCUAGCAGGGAAGUUGGAAAGAAAGCCACUAAUACCUCUUUGCACCAUUAUUAACUUCUAAGUCUUCCGUGUGAACUUUAGACCCAAAGUAUUCCAUAUAUUACCCGCUCCCAAAAGAGUUCAUUUUAUGCUUGUGCUUUAUACUGCCAUAUGCUUUAUCUUUUCCUGGAUUAUUGAAAGUUAAAAUAGUUGAUUUUGCAAUUUGCUAUUUCAUAUACUAGUGGGGAAAUGUGGGUAACUCAUCUUUUGGAGCAACAGGAAAAAAAAUAGAGCACAGAUCUUCAUACUAAAGUUCAAAAGAACAAAUUGAAUAUUUUUUCAGCUUCUAGAGAAGUUUUAACGUUGGUUUUAAACUUUUUUUUUUCAUUUUUAAAUGUCUUAAAGACAUGCCAGCUUUGUUUUCUACACUGCAAUCAAAAUCAAUAUUUCUUAUCAUUUAAUUUUAAACCCUGUAACUCAUCAACUCCUGGCUAAUAAUUCAUGUUCUAUUUCUAAGACACUCACUUAAAACAGACUUUAAAAAGAUAAGGAAAUGGAGCUGAAAUUUAGAGCACACCUUCUUGUAGAACUAGUCAAAACUUAUGUGUGAUAAUAUACUCCAAGUGAGAGUUAUUGUUGCUUAGGGUUUUUGUAAACCACAGCUUUCAAGUGCAACAGUCAGCAGGCCAGGUCCUACUCUAUCUCUAAUGGAGAACAGUCUCAAGUAGAAGUUACAUGUAACUAGCAAUAACUAAACUGAUGGUUGUGUGUUGUUCACAAAGUGUUUUAAGACUUGUAUGCGACCUGAUUUUUCCAAACUGGAAACUUUUAAAUGGCUGGAAUGACUCUUUAUGGGCUAGACUGUAUUUUUUGACAUGGUCAUAUUUUUCUAACUC
Molecule: messenger RNA, 2535 nt
Organism: Ochotona curzoniae (black-lipped pika)
Lineage: Eukaryota; Metazoa; Chordata; Mammalia; Lagomorpha; Ochotonidae
Gene: NXT2
Product: nuclear transport factor 2 like export factor 2
Exons: 5
Coding region: 62-658 (198 amino acids)
Biological process (GO): protein import into nucleus
Cellular component (GO): nuclear pore central transport channel
Source: RefSeq, a predicted model, not a curated record